UUGUGUCACUCCUAAUCUGUGUUAGUAAAUAGGGUCUGUAAGUCUCGGCACGUGAUCUGCGAGAAAAAACGAUACAUUUCACUUCCGGGCAGUCGUAAAAGUGAAAGUCAUGGCGCUUUCUAUAGCCUACUGGGCGUCGUACGUAAAUGGCCAGAGCAAACUGACCAAAAAGAGCGAGGCUGCAGUAGAAAGUGGAAGGGUGUUGAGAUUUACCUUCGACCAUGAGCUGCGAGUGAUAAACUCGUCGGUGCAGGCCUCAAUGCGAGAUACAUCGUACAAAGUUCAAGUUUUUCUGGAAGAAAGUGACAAUGGUAUCAUCAAAGAUGCUUCUUGCCAGUGUCCAAUGGGAGAAUUUAAAUGUCACCAUGUGGCAGCAACACUACUGUUCGGUUAUAAGAGGGCAAGUAAAACGGACGUUAAGUGUAGUUGGGUCAAACAUCCCAAGUCAGCGCCACCUAAGGAAACAGUAACUAUGCAGGAGCUGUAUCCAUCAAAUCAGCCUAAUUACACGUACAUAUUUCAGUUAUAUUUUUCAAUGUUCUUUCUUUUCUUAAAAGCUCUGCAUUGGAUUUUGUCAAAGGAACCCGAGAUUGAGUCACUACCUGUACCAAUUGUUGAGGACCUUCUUUUGUGCCAGGAGUACCUUACAGCAAAGGAGCCACUCUCAUGGCUGAGGCAGCAACUGAUCGUUUCACCUGAUAGAAUAAUACAAGCAGCCUUCCUCACAAUUGGACAGAGAGAUAAUGCUACCUGGGCAGCAGUAAGGAAGCAUAGAUUUACUGCUUCUAAUUUUGGACCAAUCAUCGCAGCUGCAAAGCGCAAUAGGUUAAAUGUCUCCUUAAAGAAAAGGUUAUUGAGUGCCUACAACUUAGAAAAAAGAGCCCCCAUCCAGUGGGGUGUUACACAUGAGAGUGUUGCUAUAAAGGAAUACUGCAAAGAAGGGGGUGUAACAGUAUUGCCAACAGGUAUAUGGCUUCAUGAAACAGGAGUAUUAGGGGCUUCACCUGAUGGUUUUGUGCAAGGAACUUUCAAAGACAGUUUGAAUGUGCACCUCCAACAUCCUCAAAGAAAAACGUUGCCCGACAUAGUGGAGGUCAAAUGCCCCUUUUCAGCUAAGGACUUGACUGUUGCAGAUGCAUGUAGUACAAUCAAGGAUUUUUACUUAGUCACAGAGGAAGAUGGUAACAUUACUUUGAAAAGGACACAUGACUACUGGCAUCAGAUACAAGGACAGCUUCAUUUGUCUGGAACUCAAUGCUGUGACCUUGUCAUUUGGACUCAAGUGGACUUGAAAAUUAUUAGAAUAUUGAAAGACAACACAUGGGCUCAAAACAUUUCAACAAUGCUAGAUUUUUAUUUCUCAGUUUUUCUUCCAUCUUUAUCAGAAUGA
Messenger RNA from Ostrea edulis (European flat oyster), 1390 nucleotides. RefSeq lists its product as uncharacterized. The coding region runs from base 110 to 1390 and encodes 426 amino acids. The record is from RefSeq and is a predicted model, not a curated record. Lineage: Eukaryota; Metazoa; Mollusca; Bivalvia; Ostreida; Ostreidae. The transcript has 7 exons. Gene Ontology annotation, molecular function: zinc ion binding.